GUGUGUGUGUGUGUGUGUGUGUGUGUGUGUGUGUGUGCAGGUAAAAGCGAGACGCCCCCGGCCCGUAAAGCGAUCCUAACACCAUGAAUAAUAGAGAAUGUCGUGGCAGAGAAGAUAAGUCCUUUGAGCAAGGCUCCUUUUUCACAGGGCUUUCUCCUGUGGCCCACGUGACCACAGAGGUGUCACAAAUUUUUCAUGAGUUGUGUUUGUGGGUUGCAUGUUCAUAUACUGCCCAGGUAAGAAACCAUCCGGUGGUGAUUCCCCCCCUCAGAGUGGCCUGGAUCUGUAGAUCUCCAGUGGUGCAAACCCAGGCUCCUCUGAGUCCCACAAGCCCAGAACCUCCCUGCAGCCAAGGGUCAAAUGAGUUGUCUUACACCAUUAGAAACUUAAGGCAACAUUUACGAAACUAAAAGCCAGGGAAGUGGAUGAAUAAAAGAUGCCGUCGAAACAGAAAAAAUCCUCGGCUUCGGAGGAAACCGAAGAGGUUGAUGACGAAGUGGAGGACGCUGAGCCAAGUUUAGAGGAAAGGGUCAACGGUUUGACCCACGGGGACACCACAAAAAGGAAAAAGAGUCGGAAGAAACAUAAGAGUCCGGAGUGCUCUGAGGUGCAGGAGCUCACGGAAAAAGGGAAGAAGGUAAAGGAGGGCGAUAAGGUGAAAAAGAGGAAAAAGAAACCAGACGAUGAUGCUGCUGAAGCUGAUGCUGUGGUUUCAAGUAAAGAUGCUGAGAGUGAGCAGAACAACAAUGAGGCUACAACCAAACGUAAAAAGGAGAAAUCUGAGAGACUUAAAGAGGAAGUGACAGAUAGAGUCAAGGAGGAAAAGAAAAAGCAGAAGAAGAAGCCACCUUUAGAAAAUCCAGAAGAAGAGGAGGAGAUGGGUUCCAAGGAUAAAAAGUCCAAAGAUGCCAAGAAGAAGAAAAAGUCUCAUGAUGAUGAUGAUGACUCCUUAGUCGAGGAGCAGGAAGAAGAGGAGGACCCAAAAAAGAAGAAAAAGAAAAAGGGAAAGAAGAGCUCUGCAGGCAGUGAUGACGAUAAAAAGAAAAAGGGAAAAAAGUCCAAAAAUAAACAGGUGGACUAUGCUGCUAUCUACCAGAAUGAGCUGCUGAACUACCACACUGACUCCUCUGAUGGCUAUGAAGAUGAGUACUACAAAAAGAAAGUCUACGAGGUGGUCACUAUUACAGGUGAUGUAAAAGGAGCUGGGACCGAUGCUAAUGUCUUUGUUACCCUUUUUGGAGAUUUUGGCGUCUCGCCUAAGGUUCACCUGGCGAGCAACACAGAGAAGAGAAGCCGGACCGCAUUUGAGAAGAACAAGACGGAUGUUUUUCGUAUUAAAACGCACAAUGUGGGACCUCUGAAAAAGCUAAGGAUCGAGCACGACAACACGGGAAUGAGCGCCAGCUGGUUCUUGGACAGGAUGGUGGUGACGGAUGUGAUCCGGCCCAAUAUGCGCUAUUAUUUCGCCUGCAGCAACUGGCUGAGCCGGGAGGAGGGCGACAACUUGUUUGUCAGGGACCUACUGGGCAGCCUGAACCCCAUGGACGUCCCAAAAUUGAACAAAUAUCUUGUAAGCGUGUUCACUGCAGAUAUGAAGGGAAGCGGAACUGAUGCAGAUGUCUUCCUGAAUAUCUUCGGAGAAUAUGGUGACACAGGAGAAAGAAGACUGGACAGUGACAAGGACAACUUUGAGCGUGGGUCAGAGGACAAGUUUACCAUAGAGGCUCCAAACCUCGGAAGGCUGAGAAAAAUUACUAUUGGCCACAACAAUAGAGGCUCGUCGGCUGGGUGGUUUCUAGAUAAGGCACAUACAGUUGAAACAUGCAUGCAUGACCUUUAA
This is a messenger RNA of Austrofundulus limnaeus, 1840 nucleotides long. RefSeq names its product lipoxygenase homology domain-containing protein 1. The record is from RefSeq and is a predicted model, not a curated record. The transcript is spliced from 7 exons. Bases 437 to 1840 code for a protein of 467 amino acids. Gene Ontology annotation, molecular function: protein binding. NCBI's taxonomy places the organism in Eukaryota, Metazoa, Chordata, Actinopteri, Cyprinodontiformes, Rivulidae.